Actinia tenebrosa (Australian red waratah sea anemone) is the source of this 1204-nucleotide messenger RNA. RefSeq lists its product as uncharacterized. Gene Ontology annotation, molecular function: oligosaccharide binding. Lineage: Eukaryota; Metazoa; Cnidaria; Anthozoa; Actiniaria; Actiniidae. The record is from RefSeq and is a predicted model, not a curated record.
ACAGAUAAAAGCGUUUAACAGGACUUAACAGGACUCAUUUCAGUUGGCUUUCUUGUGCUUCAAGGAGCGUAAUCCAGUGAUUUGUGGAUAAUUGUUCGACUUCUUCUCUUUUCCAACAUGAAGAUUUUAUUAAGCGUGCUUCUUUUUGUGGUGGUCACUUUGACUUCGGUUUCAUCCGCAAGACCGAAAAAGGAAGGCAAAAAACUGUUCGUCCGAUGUCAAGGUGAUUCAUGCCCCAAACCUAAAAACGCCCAUCACCAACAAUAUCGUCUGCCAACAUCUUGCCUUGACUACCUCAGAAAAGGUGUUUCUAAAUGUGGUGUUUACAAGAUCUACGAUAACGCUGGCAACAGCUUUCCUGUCUAUUGUGAUAUGAAGACCGAGCCUGGAAAUGCCUGGACCCUUGUCGAGUCUUGGAGUAACAAGAAUCGCGCAUUCAGUCAGUUCAAGUCCGCUGUUUUCAGCACAAACGCUCCCGUCAACGAGAAUGCACCCAACUUUAACAUAUACCGGCAGACAUUGUCUCGUAUACAGUCCAUCAAGAGUCACUCUACACACUGGAGAGCCACGUGUAGUUACCCUACACACGGGGUAGACUACAGGGACUACGUCAGGGGAAACUUCAAGGACUUUGACAUCAUGACCUACCUCGGUGCUGGAGUGUGCAAGAAGGUCGAGUACAUCAACAUCCGUGGACAUAUUGGCAUCCACACNACCGCUAAAUGGUGGCAGAGAGAUAACACCUGGAGUUUACACACUGACAGUAGUUAUUUAAAUUAUAAAGGCUGUGGAUUCAAUCCGGCAGCAGGAUCAGUCAUCCAAGAAGAUAACUUUGGUUUCCCUCACACUAUCAACCCCUAUUUCCGCUGUACCGCUAACAACAAGUCAACAACCCAGUGGUGGUUCGGUGGUCAUCUUUGAACAAGAAAACUUGUUCCGGCUCACUCAGGACAGGCGAGAAUCUAAAAUCCUAAACGAUGUAGAAUUUAGUUUCUAAUGAGAAAGAAGACAUUCAAUGAUAAAACAGCUGUAAAAGAGAGUUAACUAAAAGGGAUUAAAUUAAAUUAUAAAUAUGUAAUACACUAGCAAUUAAUUUGUUAGUUUUUCUGAUCAGGCAGCAUUGAGUCCCGUUAGCUCUGGCGUUAUCCUUUCUUUAAUGCGUUGUAAACGAUAAGAAUAAAGAUCAGUUUUGAAAGUCUAAUCA